This is a messenger RNA of Magnolia sinica, 3712 nucleotides long. RefSeq names its product protein SLOW WALKER 2. Gene Ontology annotation, cellular component: nucleus. The record is from RefSeq and is a predicted model, not a curated record. Lineage: Eukaryota; Viridiplantae; Streptophyta; Magnoliopsida; Magnoliales; Magnoliaceae. The transcript is spliced from 16 exons. The coding region runs from base 484 to 3501 and encodes 1005 amino acids.
GUACACCAGCCAAUCCGCUUCCGCUUCCGGUACUAUGAACUAAUUUCCCGGACAGCCACGAGGGGAUGCUACCUGCGGUCUUAUUAGGGCUUUGGCUGGGUGUCGACGAAGAGAGAAGAUCGUACCGGCUAGAGAAGGGAUUCCGGCGACAGAGAGAUAAACGUCGGAAGAGUUGCUGGGAGCUGCGCAGGGAGAUUUCGGCGAGCUCCGAGAUUUCCGGCGUCGGGGACUUGCGCAGGGAGAGAGACGUCAGGUGCGAUAGUUCUGGAUUCCGGCUAAGGUGAGAGAAAGAGGUUUUUGAGGGGUGAGAAUACCCUUUUCAAAGGAAACCCUUCAGCAGUCAAAAAUCUAGCCGUUGGAGAGGAUUCCGAUUCCUCUCUCACGUGAAUCACAGGUCUCUGAGAGGAUUUCAAAAAUCUCCCCUUUUGAGGAUUCUAAAUACACUCGACCCCUAUAUUGCAAUCUCUUUCUUCCCUCUCUCAGAUGGCGAUCUCAAAACCCUCAAAACCACAAAACCCUGUCUCAAAACCCUCAAAAUCACAAAAUCCUGAUUCAAUUGACCUCCUGCAAUCCGAAAUUGCCUCAUUCGCUUCCUCCAUUGGCCUCUCAUCCUCCCAAAACCCUCCUUCGACUGGUUUUGACGACUCCGAUUUCAAGAAAACUGGCCCCAUCAAACCCCCAAAAGCCGACAAACCCCCAAGGCCCAAACUCCAAACCCAACCCGCUGUCGACAAAAACCACCACCCUAGGCCGAAACACCGUCCUCCUUUGCUGGCCCAGCCUUCAGUCCAUGAAUCCAAUAGUCAGGAUCUCCCGAAGCUCCCACUGAUGAAGGCAGUCCGCGAAUUGGGGUGCUGGUACGUGGAUGAGGCUGAGCUGGAGUCGAAGGUUUUGGGGAAUGGAGGCAGUGGCGGCAGCACGAAGUUGGACGUGGAGAAGGUGAGGAGAUUGGCGGAGGAGAAGAGGAGAGUGGGGGAGAGGCUUUUGGUGCAGUAUGCCAAUGAGUACGAGAAGGUGAGUAUGAAGGAUGGGGAGAUGAGGAUGGCAAAAGACAUGCAGAAGAAGGGAACGGCUGUUGAUAAGGUUGUCGCGUCUACUACCAUUGUCACUGCUAAUCCGAUUGCCAAUUUGAGAUCGGUUGAUGCACUUCUGGCUCUGGUAACAUCAAAGGUGGGAAAGCGUCAUGCACUGGUUGGAAUUGAAGCAUUAAGGGACUUGUUUCGAUCGAGGUUGUUGCCAGAUCGCAAGCUGAAAUCCCUCUUGCAGCGGCCGUUGGAUCGUCUGCCUGAAUCGAAAGUUGGUUACUCUCUUUUACUUUUUUGGUAUUGGGAGGAAUGCUUGAAGGAGAGGUAUGAACGCUUUAUUGUUGCACUUGAGGAAGCAUCGAAAGAUAUGAUGGCUAGACUAAAAACUGAUGCAUUGAAGACAAUUUAUGCCUUGUUGGAUAGUAAAUCAGAACAAGAACGGAGGUUGCUUUCAGCACUUGUUAAUAAACUGGGGGAUCCAGAAGGGAAGGGAGCAUCCAAUGCUGUGUAUCAUUUGGAAAACCUUCUAAGUAACCAUCCAAAUAUGAAGGCAGUAGUGAUUGAUGAGGUGGAUCGUUUUCUCUUCCGACCGCAUCUGGGCUUGCGAGCAAAAUACCAUGCUGUUAUUUUUCUGAAUCAGAUUUUGCUCAGCAGAAAAGGAGAUGGGCCCAAGGUAGCAAAGCGUUUGGUGGAUAUUUAUUUUGCGCUAUUUAAGGUACUGAUCACUGAGUCCAGCGGUGGUCAAAGAAUGGAGAAAAACAACAAAAAACAAGAUAAAAAAGAUACUAGCACUCAAACUAGGAAAGGAGAAAGUCCUUUGGAGUCUGAUGUUGAAAUGGACUCACGGCUUCUAUCUGCCCUCCUGACUGGAGUUAACAGAGCAUACCGUUUUGUUUCAAGUGAUGAGGCUGAUGAUAUUAUAGAGGUUCAAACGCCAAUACUUUUUAAAUUGGUCCAUUCGAAGAAUUUCAAUGUUGGGGUUCAAGCACUGAUUCUUCUGUCUCGUAUUUCUUCCAAAAAUCAGAUCGCUAGUGAUCGCUUUUACCGUGCUCUGUAUUCGAAGCUCCUGGAUCCUACUGUCAUGAAUUCUUCUAAGCUCGAAAUGUUUGUUAAUUUACUGUCUGAAUCGAUGAAGAAUGAUGUUAACAUAAAGCGGGUAUCUGCCUUUUCAAAGCGCCUCCUGCAGGUUGCACUUCAGCAACCCUCUCAAUAUGCUUGUGGAUGCCUCUUUAUACUUUCCGAAGUUCUAAAAGCAAAGCCACCUCUAUGGAAUAUGAUGCUACAAAAUGAGUCUGUUGAUGAUGAUUUUGAACAUUUUGAAGAUAUAAUAGAAGGCUCUCAGAUUGUAGCAGACAGCAUGCCCUCCGGCAAGUUGGAAAAUUCAGUUGAUCAUGUAGGCAUGGCAAAUGGCUCCAAUGGUGUCCAGACCAACAGUGAUGCUUCUGACUCGGAAGAGGAGGAAGACCUACCAGUGUCCUCUUCUGAAGAAGACAAUAGUUCUGAAGGAGAAGGAAACUUGCUUCAAGGAGAUGAUUUGAAUGAUGUGGGGAAGUUAGAGACGGUUUCUGAUCAUGAAAAACAACAAUCGGAACUACCUAAUAAAGGAUCAUCACUACCUGGAGGGUACAAUCCCCGGCAUCGGGAGCCUUUAUACUGCAAUGCGGACCGCACAAGCUGGUGGGAGCUGACAGUACUGGCUUCUCACGUUCACCCGUCAGUAGCAACUAUGGCCCAAACCCUUUUAUCUGGGGCUAACAUUGUGUACAAUGGCAACCCUAUAAAUGAUCUGUCUCUUGGUGCUUUUCUGGACAAGUUCAUGGAGAAGAAACCAAAGGCAAACCGGAGAGCUGAAGGCACAUGGCAUGGUGGUUCCCAAAUUGCGCCUGCGAAAAAGCUGGAAAUGAAAAAUCAUCUGAUUGGGGCAGAGAUACUGUCACUAGCCGAGGAAGACGUUCCCCCAGAGGAUCUCAUCUUCCACAAGUUCUAUAUGAAUAAGACAAGUUCAUCAAAGAAGUCAAAGAAGAAGAAACAGACGGAGGAUGAGGCUGCAGUAGAGCUACUUGAUGUAUCCGGCAGUGAUGAGAGUGACAAUGAAGAGAUUGAUGACAUCUUGGGAUCGGGGCAUUUGCCUUUGGAAAAUGAGGGUGAUUAUGAUUAUGACGAUCUCGAUGAUGUUGUCAAUGAAGGUGAUGACGAUGACUUGCUUGGACACGAUACUGAUGCUGACAUGGAUUCUGCUGUUGACCAUGAUAUUGCUAGUGAUGAGGACGAUGGUGAUGAAGAUGAUGGUGUUUAUGAUGUUGAUGGUGGUGGUGAUUUUAACAAAUCCUCCAAAAAGAAUAACAAGCGCAAGUUCGGGGGAAGAUCUGGAGCAUCGCCAUUUGCGAGUCUGGAAGACUACGAUCAUUUAUUGAAUGAUGACAAGAGUGAAGAAACAAAAGCCAAAUCAGGGAAGAAAAGGAAGAAGUUAGUUUGAAUAUUGUAACACUUGGAUUCCGUCACAUCGCCGGAUAUCCAGGUUGAAUUUUUGUAAGCUAAGCAUUUUUUUUUGUCCCUUUUCUUCCAUUUCCUUGUAUUUUUGGUAUUUGAAUUUAUUGUUAUUUAUUACAUUUGAGGAGGUAAAAGGCCUGAAACUAUCCACCAUUUUCUUUGCCAAUGCUGUUAGAAUUGGGAAGCUCCCUUUAUUA